Messenger RNA from Xenopus tropicalis (tropical clawed frog), 1147 nucleotides. It is a transcript of the gene timm10, whose product is annotated as translocase of inner mitochondrial membrane 10 homolog. Gene Ontology annotation, cellular component: mitochondrial intermembrane space chaperone complex; mitochondrial inner membrane. NCBI's taxonomy places the organism in Eukaryota, Metazoa, Chordata, Amphibia, Anura, Pipidae. The record is from RefSeq and is marked provisional. Gene Ontology annotation, biological process: protein insertion into mitochondrial inner membrane.
CAGCAGCGCCUCUGUACACGGGUAUCGGCAAGCGCCUCAUUUUCAUUCAGAGUAAAACAGAUUAUUUGUCUGGAAAUGGAUCCUUUAAAAGCACAGCAGUUGGCAGCAGAGUUGGAGGUGGAAAUGAUGGCUGAUAUGUAUAACAGGAUGACUGGCGCGUGUCAUAAAAAAUGUGUUCCUCCACACUACAAAGAGGCCGAGCUGUCUAAAGGGGAAAGUGUAUGCCUGGAUCGCUGUGUUUCUAAGUAUCUGGACAUCCAUGAGCGAAUGGGAAAGAAGCUUACUGAGCUGUCUCUGCAAGAUGAGGAGCUUAUGAGGAAGAUGCAACAGGGUGUGAGUUCGACAUAGUAACACUGCCAAAACAAAAUAAAGAAGUUUAUGUUCUGUAUAACCAUAUUUUUAUGGUGAAAAAACACACUUUUUUAUUUGCAAUGGACUAUUCUACAGAUAAGUAUGUGAAAACAGAUCUGAAGGAAAGUUUUCCUAACUGCUGGACUUUUUAUUUCCUUUUUCAAAACGGCUAAGAACAGUUUUUUUUCACAAACACUGGAGGAGAUGAAUCUUGGCAAACUGCAUUACCCUUCAGUUUUCAUUUUUUGUCAGAAGGGCUGAAUUAUUGAAACAGUUUUAUGGGGUGGUUAGUAGUGAAAUGUCAGUGAUAUUAGUAUCUAGCUUGUUUGAAAUAACCAUGCAAUAUUUACCAAACAGUGCUAAACAUUUUUGUUACUUGUGCUGAUGAAAUCCAAGUUCUGGUAAAUCUAAUACUUUUAUUGUAUUAGGUUGGCCUAAUAUUGUAAUCUGUAAGAACACUGCAAAACGUGAAGGAGGCAGUGCCUCAGGUGUUAUACCCACAUUUUAUUACUUUUUUGUUAACCUUGCUGGACUGCAGGGAGCAUCUCGGCUUAUAGCAGAUUACUUUCAGUAGCACUGUGAUAUCUGGUGGGGAAAUAUACUCGAAAAACCAAGCGAUGCUUCUCUGUUCCAUGCACUUCAAACAUGUCUAAAAGAUUUCAGGUACUUUAGUUUUUGUAAUGUAUAAGCUGUUCUUAUUCACAAUUCACAAGCUGCAAUAGAAAGCAUAUGCAAUUAAUUGUUUUCUAUGUUAUCUAAUAAAAAAUACCUUAUGUAUAUUCACUUCUGCAAGCUA